Lindgomyces ingoldianus is the source of this 1802-nucleotide messenger RNA. RefSeq lists its product as uncharacterized. Lineage: Eukaryota; Fungi; Ascomycota; Dothideomycetes; Pleosporales; Lindgomycetaceae. The transcript is spliced from 6 exons. The record is from RefSeq and is a predicted model, not a curated record. Bases 207 to 1802 code for a protein of 531 amino acids.
ACCUGGCCUCAGGCCAUUGGUCUCCUUCAAAGUUGCUCAGCCUUGAAGCAAAAUGGCAAAGAGGGGGCAAAAAGGGGACAGCGUCGCAGUGGUGGCUCCGUUUCGUCGGUUUCCAGUGCGAUUUCAUAUUCCUAGAUACUUUCGUAUCUGAUCCUCAUAAGGGUGUUUUCAUUUGAAUCCUCCACUAGCUGAUAUUAUUGGACUCAAUGGCUUCAGAUUUUUCUUCCCAGUUUCGGCAAAGUUGUCAGAGACACUCAUAUUACCCGAACAACUUGCUUCAAGUCACUCAAGAGGCCUAUACGCGGAAUGGCAUUUUUCAAAAACCUCGCGUUGGAGUUGAGGGAAAACAGGGCUUCUUCGCGAAAGAGGCGGCAUCGACCAAAAUCUCAAGGGCGGGUAUAGGUGUCUUGCCGGUCGUUUGGACGAGUCUAGAUGAGCUGAAGCAUGGGUUGAAUGAAGCACAGCGGGAACCAACAGUUCAAUAUGUGUUUAUUCGAGCAGACCAUGCGAAACGGCUACUUUGUUGUUCUAUCGAGAUGUUCACAUACUUGAUGAGUUUCUAUCAAGUACCACCCGCCAUGCUCGACUUAAUGUCCAUUUUCAAGCACUCGGAGGUAAGUCUAGAUCGCCAUUUCACCGGUUUUGUCGGCGAAUACACCUAUUCUCCUGAUCGGCGAGAUUCUAUAAUACCCAUAUCUCAACUUGGGCGCUCCGGGUGCUACCUGAAACAAUGUUAUCAAUUAAGAUUCCUUGAAAAGGUGCAUUAUCAGCCCCUUUCUUGGAGAGCCCAUCAAGUGGUAGUCCACCAUUCUUUCGAUAUUCUAAAUGGUCAGGCACUCUGGAUUACCUUGGAGGGUAACGUUUCGUUGGAUGAACGAAUAAGAGCGAUGCUCUCACAGUGCAGUUCAGCCCGGAAUUACACGCAGGCCUUUGAGCUCACACUCUCUACUCACUUAAUGCUAUGCCAAUGGUGUAUUGAAAACUGGCAAGAAUUCAUUGAGGGCAUUGAGAUUGAGCUCUGUCAAUUCAAGGCGACAGUUCAGAGCGUAGAGCCUGGGAGCACUCCAGCUUCACGCGAUCGAAGCCAUGGCACUUACUCGACAGCGACUUCUUCGCCCGGGCCACCCAUUCAGUCGUUUGCUAAUGCGACAAGAAUUGAUAGAGAUCAGUUUCCCGCGCUCCUUCAAACACAUGAUUCAGAUCUUGACUCUUCCAUAUCGCUUGACCAUCUCGAUCCGAGGGACACGUAUGACAUAGCCGAUAUCCAAAAACUGUAUAAGGCUAAGGACCGGUUGACCGAAGCACUAUUAAUGGCUAAGUUGAACUCCUCUGUUCUCAGUCAAUUAGGAGGAUAUUACGCAGGUCUGCAUUUGAAGGUUGCGUCUCGUUUCGCUGGAAACAAAUCUGACUUAGAAGACUUCACCGAGAAAAUGGGUGCUUUCAAGAACAGAAUGGAAGUCUGCCAAGCACAGCUUGAGGAUCUGCUCUCCAUUCAACGAGACAUUAAGGCGCAGAUGGAUGACAUAGCCGACUUUCGAAGUCUCCAGAUGAACAAAUUCUUCGCCAUGGAAUCAAGGAAGUCUGCCGAUCGGAUGGAAAAAUUAACUCUCGAGGCCACUCGGGAGGCUUCGUCCAUGCACAUUAUCACCAUCGUCACGCUUAUAUUUCUUCCAGCUACUUUUACCGCGAGGCGGCGCCAUACUAGCUCCGUCAACGCUGUCGCGUUCUUACUAGACAGUAUGCUAGUAGCAUUGUCCUUAGUGGCAGAACGGUCCCGCCGUGGAACGCAGCCAACCGCCUGA